UGCUGCCUGCAAAGUUACAAGCAUAGCAGCACAGCGGCAGCAGCAGCGAUGGCCGCUUUCCGCAGAGUGGCAGCGCUGGCUGGGAAGGUAAACCUCUGGUCGGCGGCGAGAAACGAGCUCGUCGUUAGUCAGACCAGUGGAGGAAGGGCGCGGAGGUGUCUUGCAGUCGGGAUGUGUCUCGCAACGGGAGGCGCCGUGGCACUUUACUUCUACAGCGACAUGACGAGCGGCAGAGGAAGGAAGAGGAUGGAGAGACACAGCAUCAACGAUUUACUACCAUCCAUCCCCACCGUGGAAGCCAAGGAAAAGGCACGUCCGUUUGACUUUGAAGAUGGAGACGUGUACAUGUCGUCCCACGAGCAUCGCUUCCGCAUGUUCAGCUCUGUUGAGUAUGAAGGCCAGCUGUACAUGACUCCGCAGAACUUCAUCGAGUCGGUCACCAUGAGUGAACCAAGAAACAAGAGGCCCUGGAGGUCCCUGACCAAACAGGAACUGGAGAAGAUCCUGUCAGAAACUCCCCCAGUAUGGAGAGGAUCCUCGAAACUGUUCCGCAACCUGAGAGAAAGAGGCAUCAUCUCAUACACAGAGUACCUGUUCCUGCUCUGCAUCCUGACAAAGCCCCAUGCUGGCUUUAAGAUUGCUUUCAAUAUGUUUGAUGCAGACGGCAACCAGAUGGUGGACAAGAGGGAGUUCAUGGUGCUUCAGGAGAUCUUCCGCAAGAAAAAUGAGAAGAAAGGGAGGAAAGGUGAUGCUGAAAAGUCAGCACAGUUGAGUAUGCAGCUGUAUGGAUAUCAGGUUGCACCAAUGAACAGCGUGCUAAAAAAAGACAGUCACGAGUUUGUGGCGCGGAGUUACUGGGACGUUCUGAGGCGAAGUGCCAGUCAAGUCCUCUUUUCUGACCUGGCGGAGGAUUUUACUCUUGAGCGAGCAGAUGAGAGUGUUACGAUCGACACCACCCUUCUGGUCCAUUUCUUUGGGAAGAAAGGGAAGGCAGAGCUUACCUUUGAUGACUUCUACAGGUUUAUGGAUAACCUGCAGACAGAAGUGUUGGAAAUUGAGUUUUUGACCUACUCUAAAGGAAUGACUACAAUCAGUGAAGAAGACUUUGCCAAAAUCCUGCUGCGCUUCACCAAUGUGGAGAACAUCAGCGCCUACCUGGAGAAUGUCCGCCAGUGUAUACCUGAUGAGAAGGGAAUCACCUUUGAUGAGUUCAGAUCCUUCUUCCAGUUUCUCAACAACCUUGAGGACUUUGCGAUUGCCAUGCAGAUGUAUAAUUUUGCAUCUCGCUCCAUUGGACAAGAUGAAUUUGCAAGAGCAGUGUAUGUAGCCACUGGGCUGAAGCUGACACGUCACCUUGUACACACCAUCUUCAAGAUUUUUGAUGUAGAUCACGACGAUCAGCUCUCCUACAAGGAGUUCAUCGGCAUCAUGAAGGACCGGCUGCACAGGGGAGCCAGGGGCUAUAAAGCUGUGGCGCGUGCCACCUCUUUUAGGUCCUGUCUGAAGAGGGAGCUGGCAAGCAGCAGGUGAAGGGCCAACGCUACACCUCCUUCUCCAGCUGUGUUCGCUCUGAGGCCAGAAGACAAGUGCAUCAGCUCUGGAGGAGGUACAGGGAGAAGUCGUAGACAAGGACAAGGACAGAAGGCAGAAAAAAAUUUUGGAAGAUGAUUAAAAAAAACAAGCCAGAUGAUGGAAUGAAUCAGAUUGAGCUUUGACUUUGAAGUCAGUGGCCCGAGUUAGAAACAGUUUGUUUUCAAGGGCAGAUCUCCAAAGCAGAAAAUAACUCUAAAAGCAUGACUGCACACAGCUGACUGAUGCUCUCUAUUCUGAUAAUAAGUGACAUGACUGUUUUAUGGUUGCUGUUUUUCCAGUCAUCUUGAUCUGAUACUAGUCAUUCAAGUAUGAUUUACAGUGUACUAUAAAACCAAACAGAAUUAAACUUUAUUCUCCAAUUAUGGCACCUUCACAACAGUUAGUGGAACUGCACCUAAUAAUUAUUUUUUACCUUGGAUAAAUGUAAAUCUUCUUUUGUUUGUUUUUUGCAUUAAGCUGUAAAACAUGUUUUAAUCAUCUCACUUAUUCUGACCAGCCUAAAAUGCAAAGUCAUUUUACAACAAUAUUAUAUACAUAUAACAAAGCAAGUUGUAACAUUUUACAACAAAUUCUACCAACUGAAAGGUAUUUUUACUUAAUGAUUGAUGUGAUCAGUUACUUAUCAAAGCUAUAAUAAUAUAUGCUUUUUUAAGGAACAAUCAUUUACUGAACUGCUGCACUACAAACUAUAACAACUGAAAGAGCACAACAACAAUUAAAUAAUAAAAUCAAUGUCAUUGUGAUCAUGUUAUCCAUAUAGAAUUAAUUACACCAAUAUAAAAUGAUAUAUUAACAUACUGCAGAAAAUUAUAUUACAGAAGUAAAUGACCAUAUUCUGAAAAUGUUUUGUCUUCAGCUGAUUUUAAUCACCUCAAUCUUUCUUAUUUUUUGAUUUUGUUUAAUCUCAAAUAGCAAGUAUAGUUUUGUGUUAUAUUGCACCAAGAGUAUAUGAACACUAUUGCUAUAGUUAGGAAUGAUAUAUUGUCCUAAUAUUACAACUUGGGAUGUUUUUGACCUGGAAGUGACAACCUACAACAUGAAAGCCAAGGAAAAAGAUUUUUUUAAAUGUAAUUUCAAUAUUUUACCUGACAGAAUCCUUAUUGUCUUGACUUAUUGUUUUGUGUCUUAAAAUGUUAGUUGCAUGUAUGACAUAGAUUUUCAUAUAGGUGCCUUCUGUCCAUCCCCUUUGUCACCUGAAAAAUGUCACAUAGCAUUACAGAUUUCCAGCAGUUAUUUCAUCACUGUGUAGCUUUUAACAGCAAGAGAACCACAAAACGUGCAAUAAUGAUAUAAUUAAUAAUCAUUACUAUGUGUGAUUCAAAUCAGUCUUUAAUGUUGUAAUAUAUUAAUUAAUUGUAGAAUGAUUUCUGUAUGUGUUGGUGUGAAAUAUGAAAUAUAAUUUGAAUAUGCUGAAAUGAAGAAGGGGGUCUAGAUGUGUUAGGGAUGUUGGGCCUGUGCCAAGUUAUUCAACAUAAUGUUAAUUAUUCUCAUUAUGUUUGCAAUAAAUCGUUUAUUUGUCACGUCAGUGGACCUGUUGAAUGAUUUUUCAUGCAUGAAUAAACUAUUUUAGAAAGA
Seriola aureovittata is the source of this 3168-nucleotide messenger RNA. RefSeq names its product mitochondrial calcium uptake family, member 3a (gene micu3a). The transcript has 16 exons. Gene Ontology annotation, molecular function: calcium ion binding. The coding region runs from base 49 to 1530 and encodes 493 amino acids. The record is from RefSeq and is a predicted model, not a curated record. Gene Ontology annotation, cellular component: uniplex complex. NCBI's taxonomy places the organism in Eukaryota, Metazoa, Chordata, Actinopteri, Carangiformes, Carangidae. Gene Ontology annotation, biological process: calcium import into the mitochondrion; mitochondrial calcium ion homeostasis.